CGACGCGGGGACAUGGCCGACGGCAAGGGCCCGGCCGUGGGGGAUGACCCCGACCCAUCGUUGAAUGUGCGCCACAAGCCCGAGAGCAUGCCGAGCCCCACACGUCGAGGAUGUCAAAUAGCGAUCGGGCGGGCGUGGACAAACGGCCCAGCCAUCGAUAUGGACCAUUACGAGUGGACGGCGGCCGACUAUGUUCGUCGCAAGGAAGUGGUCGCGGCGAUGCGGGAGCGCAUUCGAGUCAAAAGUCUGCCGGGGUGCGACCACUUUCCAGGUCGCAAACGCACACUACGAGCGGCGGCGGAGAAGUACACCCGAAGCAACUUGUACUUUUUACCGUUCGUCAAGACGACCCUCCCGGACGCUGUCUGGGACGGCGACCUGGUCAACGUCGCUAGGCUUCUCGUCAUGCGCAUUCCCCCAGACUCCCGCGACAAGAACGGCCGCCUUGCGCUCUCCAUCGCGAUUCAGCUGAAACACAGUGCAAUUGCCAAGUUCCUCAUGGACAAGCAUGCGAAACCAGACUUACAGGACGAAGGAACUCUCUACGGCGCUCUGCACAUGUGCAUCAUUAUGGGCAAUAAGUCGCUGACACGUCGCCUCGUCGAAGCCGGGGCCAAUGUCGAGCUGCGGGACGCAGAAGGCAUGACGCCAUUGAUAUGGGCAACGAUUCGAGGCUUUCUCGAAGUUGUUGGGCUGCUGCUCCAUCAUGGCGCCGACGUGAACGGCAAGGACAACACUGGCAUGACUGCACUGCACGUGGCAUGUUUCAAAGGUUACACCGACCUCGUCGACUUUUUACUGCACACAGGUAGCUCCUUGAGCAGGUGGAUGUCAUGGUCGGUGCAUGACUUCAUGUUGGUCUCAAUCGCUGGCUGUAGGCCACGCCGACUUGGAAGCAGAAGACAUCCAUGGGUUUACCCCAGGACUGUACGCCAGAAUAGAAGACCAAGGCGAGGUGCUUGAUCGCAUUGACGAAUUCAUUGCUGGUCUGAAGAAAGAUGAUGAAAGGCGGCAGCGGCGCAUCAAACGGCGGGCAGAGCGCCUCGCCCGCCUCGCCAAGGAGGCUGACGAAGCCGAGGCAAAUGCGCACUCUCUAAUUUAAUGCCAUGUCAACUUCGUUAUUGACUAUGCAUGGCCGUCGUUGCCGGCGGUGCCUUGGCAUGGUGUAUCCCCUGCGUCGUCAGCG
Molecule: messenger RNA, 1186 nt
Organism: Aphanomyces invadans
Lineage: Eukaryota; Oomycota; Saprolegniomycetes; Saprolegniales; Verrucalvaceae
Exons: 4
Coding region: 13-963 (316 amino acids)
Biological process (GO): piRNA processing
Cellular component (GO): pi-body
Molecular function (GO): protein binding
Source: RefSeq, a predicted model, not a curated record